This is a messenger RNA of Impatiens glandulifera, 817 nucleotides long. RefSeq names its product peptidyl-prolyl cis-trans isomerase Pin1-like. The record is from RefSeq and is a predicted model, not a curated record. NCBI's taxonomy places the organism in Eukaryota, Viridiplantae, Streptophyta, Magnoliopsida, Ericales, Balsaminaceae. Gene Ontology annotation, molecular function: peptidyl-prolyl cis-trans isomerase activity. The transcript has 2 exons. Gene Ontology annotation, cellular component: nucleus; cytosol. The coding region runs from base 235 to 591 and encodes 118 amino acids.
AUAGAGUGAAAAGAGAUUCCCAAAAUCCGAUCCAACUAAAGCAAUCAAGCAGGCAGGAGCAGACGGCGCAGACGCAGUGGAGAAGAUAACCCUUUUUCUCUUUUUCUCUAUCUACAACUGCAUACAUACACGUUCGUAAAGAUAGAGUCGGAAAGGAAAAGAAAAAAGGCUUCUUCAACCUCCUCCUCCUCGGCGGUAGAUCGAGCGGCGGACAAGAAGAAGACAAAGCCAAACAUGUCAUCCGACAAAGUUAGGGCUUCCCACAUCCUUAUCAAACAUCAAGGUUCUCGUAGGAAGGCUUCAUGGAAAGAUCCAGAAGGUAAAAUCAUCAUGGAUACUACCAAGGAGACAGCCAUCUCUAAACUCACCGCCAUCCGCGACGACAUCACCUCUGGCAAGGCCAAGUUCUCCGACGUCGCCACUCGUCAAUCAGACUGCAGCUCCGCCAAACGCGGAGGAGAUCUUGGCUCAUUUGGAAGAGGUCAGAUGCAAAAGCCAUUUGAAGAAGCAACAUAUUCACUCAAGGUUGGGGAGAUAAGCGAGAUUAUUGAAACCGAUAGCGGUGUUCAUAUAAUAUUGAGAACCGGCUGACCAUAUAUGUCAUCAAGAACAAUGAAUUCGCAUCUUCUUUAAUGCUGUGGCGCCCUCUAUCUCUAUCUCGAUCUCGUUCUCAAGUUGUUUUUACUAUGUCAUAUGAACUUCUGUUGAUUAUUUGUCUGUUGUUUCGUUUGGAUUAUACUCUAUUGUUUGUAAGAGAAGGGUGCACCACAAGACAUUCAACUAUCUUCAUCUUAAUAUUAUUGUUUUAUUUUCCAAA